Schistocerca serialis cubense is the source of this 4882-nucleotide messenger RNA. Its product is annotated as endoplasmic reticulum-Golgi intermediate compartment protein 2. Gene Ontology annotation, cellular component: endoplasmic reticulum; membrane; COPII-coated ER to Golgi transport vesicle. Gene Ontology annotation, biological process: endoplasmic reticulum to Golgi vesicle-mediated transport; retrograde vesicle-mediated transport, Golgi to endoplasmic reticulum. Lineage: Eukaryota; Metazoa; Arthropoda; Insecta; Orthoptera; Acrididae. The transcript is spliced from 7 exons. The coding region runs from base 339 to 1586 and encodes 415 amino acids. The record is from RefSeq and is a predicted model, not a curated record.
AUCCAGUAUUUCUAUGUCGCGCAAACAAUUUCAGUGAAGGAACGGAGAGAGACUGAGUUGAAUGGACGUAACUUUGUCAUAAUUUUAAAUGCGACACUUGAAGCAGAUUCUCAUUGAGAGAAUUACAGCACUAGAACGUGGAAUCUCCGAUAGCAUUUGUUUUAUAUCCUCUCACGCGCGUUGACACUUGACAUCCAUUGCAGAAAUGCUAAAGUGAUAAUGUUUUGAGGUUAUGUCAAAUAAUGACAUUGAUAAACAUUGGAGAUGAAAAUAUAAAAUGAAUUAGAGAAGCUUUCUGUGAGAAUAUAAGUGAGCUUCCAGUGCCAUGACAGCAAAUCAUGUUACGUAACAGAGGGAAACGUACACUUAAAGGUGUGAAAGAACUGGAUGCAUUUCCCAAGAUCCCAGAGACCUAUGUUGAAACAUCGCCAGUGGGUGGUAUAUUGUCCUUGCUGACUCUUGUUAUCAUAAUAAUUCUUAUAUAUGCUGAAGUGUCAUAUUUUCUGAGCAGUCGCUUUGUAUUCAAGUUUGUACCUGAUACAGAUAUAGAUGCCAAGUUGAAAAUCAACAUAGAUCUCACUGUAGCAAUGCCUUGUGGUGCCAUAGGUGCUGAUAUUCUUGACUCUACUAACCAAAAUGUACUACAGUUUGGUUUGCUUGAACAAGAAGAAACGUGGUUUGAACUUGACCUUGAGCAGAGGAUGCAGUUUGAUAGUAUGCGACAGGUCAACUCCUACCUAAGAGAAGAAUUUCAUGCAUUACAAGAUCUGUUGUGGAGAUCAGGCCAAAACACAUUAUUUGCAGAGAUGCCUCAACGGAAUGUUCUCCCAUCAGGACCUCCAAAUGCAUGUAGAGUAUUUGGUAGCCUAGUGCUGAAUAAAGUAGCUGGCAAUUUCCAUAUUACUGCUGGCCGUUCACUUUCCUUACCUCGUGGGCAUGUUCACAUUUCAGCUUUUGUCUCGGAUGCUGCAUACAAUUUUUCUCACCGUAUUAAUCGUUUCUCAUUUGGGGAUCCCAGUCCCGGAAUAGUUCAUCCCCUGGAAGGAGAUGAAAAGAUCACUGAGCAGAAUAUGAUGCUUUAUCAAUAUUUUGUGGAUGUUGUGCCCACUGAUGUAGACACUUUCCUCAGAAGGAUGACUACAUAUCAGUAUUCUGUUAAAGACCAUGAGAGACCAAUCAAUCACAUGAAAGGUUCUCAUGGUAUCCCAGGAAUCUUCUUCAAGUAUGAUAUGAGUGCACUUAAAGUGAAAGUUAUUCAAGAGAGAGAUACGUUUGGACAGUUCAUUGUUCGACUUUGUGCGUCUGUUGGUGGCAUUUAUACAACUUCUGGUAUCAUAAACAGUGUUGUGCAACUGCUGAUAGAAUACCUUGCAAGCAAAUUGUGGAAGAAGACAAACACGAAAAGUGAUACAUUAGAACAUAAAUUAGUGCAGGAGGAAAUAAGAACUACAACCACCUCAUCUCUUUUACUUCCAAACAGUGUGCCACACAUUCCAAGUCAGCAAGUCAUGAGUGAGGUGCCUUUGCUUGUAACAGAUAAUGGGACAAAUGCAGAACUACCAUACAGCACUUCCCACGUAUCAUAACAGUGUGAUGCAAGCUUGUGGUGUUAAAAGCUUUGUUACGAGUGAUUCAGAGAUACUGUUUCACUGGGUGGUUCUGUGAUGUGAAGUUGCCUUAGAAUUUGUAUCAGCUUGUGGCAGUUGUCAGUUUAGUUUGUUUUAUAACAACACAAUGAAGGAAACUCAGGUCAGAAAUCAGUGCCAUGACGCAAAGUAAUUAAGAUCACAUCUGCCAAUGGCAUUAGUCUGACGGAUGCUAUUUCACAACGGCAGAUAAUUUUAAAUCCUACCUGAGGUAUCAAAUGCAUGAUUGAGAGAUAUGAUAAAACAUGAAAACUUAGUUAUCUUUUCGUCUUAACAAAAAUGACUUACUCUUUUUUUACCCCAUACACAUUAUGGUGAGCUGAUUUUGCAGUUACCUGGAAAGAAUUUACCUCAGAAUGAGUUUCCUUCGUCCUAGGAUUCUUUACUCAUUUAGUUAACCAGUGCAACUCAAUGAAAUAAAUUGUCUUUCUCCAAAUAAUUUUCACUAAUUUACAGGACUUCAUGGCUAAGAAAUGGACAAAAGACACAGUCUUACAGUAUAUUAUGUUGACAAUUUUUUUGGCGUAAUAUGGAUAUGUGUGGUAUUGAUAUUCCUUUGCAAAUAUUCUACAUUUGAUCUCCCUGUGUAAUCAAGUAAAUUAUUGCUUGCAUGGAUGUUUCAGUGUGAUGUAAGGUAUAAACAAACCUUUUGGAAUUGUACUGCAAGCUGAUGAGCCACUUUCUGUUUUGAAAUCUUUGGAUGUACUAUUUUCAGUAUAUUCAUUUAUUUGAUGGCUUACCCGGUUACCAGUACCUAUUUUCUGUAUAAGAAUCUUCUUUUUCUUCCAUUAGUAAGUACACAUUAUGGUACUUUGCAGCUUCAAGUAUGCACCUUGUGGAUCCAUCUCAUUGAUACAUAAAGCUUAUAUUUUGUGCAAAACAUAUAGUACUCUGAUGUUAAGCUGGGUGGAUUCUUGCAUUAUUCAUUGAAACAAUUAAAAAAAAAUUUUCAAACAUGGUGUGUAACUUCUCAGUGUUUGCUGUGCCUACAAUAUUUAUCAGUUAAUAUAUUGGAAAGAAAAGAGAUCUCAAAUCUGAUCUUGUUGCUGUAUGUAUUGUGUGAGUGUGCUAUGAGCAAUUUGUUUGUCAUUUUGUGAUUUUUCAAUGAAAUGUUACAUUUUGGGUUAUUUGAAUAACUGUGAAAUUUAUUUGGUUUGAUUUACAAAUGUAUCUUACAUUGUUGUGUAAUGUGCAGUUACAAAUACUGUGAAAGUAUCCUGUUAUGCUGAAUACUUGUCAGUCAGUUUUGUUACAGAAAAUGAAAAAAAAAGAGCAGUUGAGUGAUAAAUACAGUUCAUCAAAGUUAAUUUGGGACAGCACAAAUAUUAUGAAUGCACACUUACAAGAAAUUUCAUGGAAAUUACAGGAAAAAGUUUGAUUAUUAAAUUUGGGUUAAUAAUCAAACUAAUUGUUUGAGUGAGGUAGCAAAGGAAGAAAAAAAUAAAAAUAUUUUCAUGCAUGGUUUUGCAAAUUGAUGUUCAGUUACACUUUAUUUGUAUUCCUUUCCUGUUUGUGGAUAUUGUGUGUUGUGGGAAGUUGUUUUAUUUUUUGCACUUUUAUUAAUUGAAAACAGUAUUAAGAAAUAUAUUUCUUCAAAAGUUCGCAGAAACUAAAUGACUGUGUUUAUAUCUUUGUAUAGAAUGUGGCCUAGUUUCAUGAGAGAAGAGAGAAUGGUAUGUCCUAAAGCCUCGGAUGCCUGGUGUAUCUCAUUUAUCACAUUAGUCUAUCCUAAGAGUUGCUUGUAGCAGAAUACUGUUCUAACUUGUGCUUCUGGUUUUGUAUGGACUGUAAUCUGUCACUCUUCCCACACUCUAUGUGUGAAUGGACUGGGAAGAAGCCCUAAUAACUCUCAGAGUGAGAAGUGUCCUCUGCCAUGCACUGUUGUUAGCAGAGUUUAGAUGUAGAUUAUACAGGCUGACCCAUAAUUAUGUAUAUGAUGUUUCAAAGAUUGUGGUGAAGAACCCAGUAACAUAACUUGAACACAAGCAAGUUACUCUCAUACCUUUCCUCACAAGAAUUUUAAUCUCUGCUCUCCAGCGCAUGGUCCACCGACACACUGUCCAAAUAUGAUACUAUUAUUUUAUGGACUAUUAGUGUGCUACAAGCAAAUUGUUUGCCAUUUUGUGACUUUUCAAUGAAACAUUACAUUUUGUGUUGUUUGAAUAAUUGUGAAAUGUAUUUGAUCUGAUUUAUUAGUGUAUCUUAUGGAGAUAAAGAGCAAUGUCACAUAGCAGUUUGACAGACCUGUACUGGUAUCCUGUGGAACUCUUUGUGAUAACUUCUUAUACUUUGACCAAGUUGCGUAUCUGAUGUUGAUACACUUUGUUCUUUGAAACACACUGACAUGUUCUCUCAAACCUGGAUUUUCGUUCAGCUUUCCCAGCCAUUUUUCUACAAACUCAAAAUGCUUAUCCGGAUCAUCAUCAUUAGGAUCAUUUAUCAAAUGAGCAUGAUGUGGCCUUCAUUUCAGAUUCUUCAUUAUUCUCUGCAGUAUUGUAUGUGAAAUGUACAACUCUCUGGAUGUACCGUUCACUUAAACACUACUAGUAGCAUAAAAUUUAGUGUUUAUUCUGGAGAUUGUUAACACAGAGGGGCAUUUACUCCAAACUUGACUGCGAUGCUCCACCUCACCUCUGCGUAGUUGUUUGUUGCAGAACACAAAUGUACACAAUGCACAAACUGUUACGCAGAUAAUAGUUCUACAUCUACAUACAUACUACACAAGCUGCCAUAUGGUGUGUGGCGGAAGGUACCCUGUACCACUACAGGUCAUUUCCUUUCCUGUUCCACUCACAAAUUUCCUAUAUCUUGGGGGUCCUUACACAAAAUGCAUGUUGGUGGCAGAAGAAUUUUCUGCAGUCAACUUCAGAUGCUGGUUCUCCAAAUAUUUGCAAUAGAGUUACUUGAAAAGAACAUCACCUUCCCUCCAGGCAUUCCCAUUUGAGUUCUCAAAGCAUUUCCAUGACACUUGCAUGUUGUUCGAACCUACUGGUGACAAAUCUAGCAUCCCAUCUUUGAAUUGCUGCAGUGUCUUCUUUUAAUAUGACCUAUGAUGAUCAAUAUGAUUAAUAUGAUCAAACGUACAUCAUCAGGGUAUAUACGCUACAGGACAACUGGGGAAAACCUGAGAAUUUUUUCAUUAUUUUAGUUUUCAGUUAAAUUUUUGUAGUUUUAACUUGUAAGAACUGAUACUGUAACAAAGAAUUUUACUUUAGCCUUUUACUGUAAUAUAAUAC